Messenger RNA from Ostrea edulis (European flat oyster), 2677 nucleotides. RefSeq lists its product as uncharacterized. Lineage: Eukaryota; Metazoa; Mollusca; Bivalvia; Ostreida; Ostreidae. The transcript is spliced from 2 exons. The record is from RefSeq and is a predicted model, not a curated record. Bases 188 to 2374 code for a protein of 728 amino acids.
UAAAUUUCAAUUGUAUUUUCGUUUCUUUUUUUCCUCAUUUCUGCAUCAUAAUUCAAAUAGUCUACACGUGAUAUUCUGUAUGUGAUUUAUGAGACUGGUCACUCUUUCAUUACAGGAAUGUGGGGAUGACUGUACAUUGGAAUAGCAACGUACAUUGUUUUGUUAUAUCUUAAAUUAUUCAAUUCAGAUGAUGGAAAUACGACACCAAACCGAUGAAGAAAAGUAUAGAAGACAGAUGUAUGCAGCCAUUGACCCAAACAUGGAUGUCUUCCGUUUCAUUAUAUUUCUGAUGAAGUUAUCAUUCCUAUCACUCUUCAGCAUACUACUGUGUUUAUGGACACAUAAUGACGUUUAUGUGAACCCUUAUUGUGCCUACAUCAGUUAUAUGUUAUCAUUUUUAGUGAUAUAUGAAGCGGCGCCUGUAGUAUUUUCAUUAAUCCUUUAUAUGAUUAAAGCGAGUAAAUGGGCCAGAUAUUUGGAUUACAUGAAUAGGAUACUGCGCUCCGUGUUUGGAUAUAUACUUUAUGUAAUUGUUCAGUGGCUUUUAAGACUCCUUCACCGAUCCUUCCUUCUGUAUGUGCUAUGGGGUGUUGCUCUCUCUAUAUUGUGCUUUAUCAUUUCGGAUUCCUUUGCUGCACAAUAUCAACAAUUAUUCGUUUCAAACGUCUUUUAUAAUGACUCGUUCCGGAAAUCUGAAAUAUUACCUUCAAAUGAAACAAAUUUACUUGAGAAUAAAGCAUGCAUAAUGACAAGAACAUUGGAUUUAUCUGCUCUUAUGACAGAUAAUAGUUUGAUAUAUAGAAAGGACAAAUUCAACUGUAAUAGCACAGAUAUAGACAAUACAACAAUGCAGAACUUGAGAGUAGAAUUUAAAUCUCCAGGUGAGUUUGCAGAAUUACACUGCUCCAUAGAUAUACCACAUGCCAGUUACCUAUUCGGAUUGAAAGUGGAAUGGAAAAAAGAUAAUCGAAUAAUACAUGCUGAUAAUCAAACUAUAAGAAUAAAGACGACUUCUUCAAACGGAGAUGUGAAAAGCUCCUUAGUCAUACCAUUCAUCAGAGAAGAAGACUAUGGAAUAUACAUGUGUCAAAUAAAGCAAGAAAUACAACCCCACGAAUAUUAUAUAUAUAGAAGCAAAACAAUACCCUUUAGGCUGCGAAGUGUGAUUUAUACAAAUCUUAAUAGUCAGCAGAUACUGAAAAAAUUCUCCGGAAUUCAGGAUGUGAUAUUUGUGCCACUGGGGAAUAAGCUACAGAUAGUUUGGUACCCGCUGUCCUUUGGAGUUGACAGGGAAAAUAUCACAGAAACAUACUUCAUAAAUGGAGAGAACACAACCAUACUAAAAAAGAAAAGGGGUGAAUGUCAUGGCUGUUCUUCUCUAACAAGCGUGUUUUGCAUUUGUGGUUAUCUAAGAGAUUGGUUUGUACUAUACAUGGGAUGCUCGUUGUGGGAUAUUGUAGUCAAUGGCCCAGGAUAUACGCAAUCGGCUUUUUCAAUGUGUGCAGAUACUUCUGUUUAUGGAAUUCACACAAUUGAAUACAGACGUCUGGUGUAUGACAAGGAAAAGAAAACGUUAAUCAAUGUGACAGUGCAACACCCUGAUACGGUUAUAGUUCUUCCAGAUCAUCCGUAUUUGACCGAGACGGACAACUCUUCUAAAUUUGAAAAAGUAAAUAAGGUGAUGCUUCAAUUCAUGUCUGGUGAUCUAAUGAAAGAACAGUUUCAGGAUGCCUCUCAUGGCGUUUCUCUAAUUACACGGUAUUAUUUGGAAACAAUCGCCUUUUUUGUUACUCCAUGGGUUAUAUAUGUUUUCUUCAUUAAUGGAAACAAAAUAGGCUCAAUUUGUCCGUAUACUUUAGAAUUAAUAAGAAAACCCUACAGGUACACGUGUUACAUAUUUUGUUGUGAUGAAGACAAAGAUGACGUCACGAGUCAGCUGUACAAUAAGCUGCUGGAGGACAACAUCAACGCGGGUAUCAUACUGAAUAACUGUGAAAUAAACAACCCUGGGAGAAACAAUUUCGAAAUUACAGCCGACAUAAUCGACAAUUCGUUUUGCUUGAUAUUCUUCGUAACACCUGCAUACUUAGAAGAUACACACUGUAGACACUACCAUUUGAUCCCCGUUAUGGAAAAUAUAAAAACGGGAACCAUAUUUUCAAAGAAUGUGUUAUGUAUUAUGAAUGAAAAUGCUGUUUUUCCAAAAGACAUAUCCCUGAAUCUAGCAACUGUUUCAAAAGUAAAAUGGGAAACAUCCAAUUACUCUCAAACAUACAGAACUGUAAAACAUUGGUUACCAAACGAAAUUUUCCGAUUUUCAGGGACAAGUUUUAUUGAAAGUUUCUCUUUAUCAGCGAGGAAGAAAAUUUGUUAAGAGUGCAAAAUCGGCAUCCCCUCUGGCCAAUAUUCAGAAUUUUAGCAUUUAAAAUUCGAUCUUUCGAUCUUUUCAUGGUUUUUUUUUUUUUUUUUUUUUUGCAAAUCAAUUUCGAUUGUAAACACGCAACUUCAUCGGUUAAAAUUAAUUCUUGAAUACCAAAAAUUACAUGCUAUGAAACCACACCUUAAAAAACCAUGCUGGAACUUUUUUGUAAUAAUCUUUAAUAGGGGACUUAUCAAGUUUGUGCUUUAGUUAUAUAUUACAGCAUAACCAUAGGAAAUAAUAAAAAGUAUAAAGCUG